This is a messenger RNA of Aspergillus wentii DTO 134E9, 681 nucleotides long. RefSeq lists its product as uncharacterized. The record is from RefSeq and is a predicted model, not a curated record. Bases 1 to 681 code for a protein of 226 amino acids. The transcript is spliced from 2 exons. Lineage: Eukaryota; Fungi; Ascomycota; Eurotiomycetes; Eurotiales; Aspergillaceae.
AUGACUCAAACAGUCAGCGAGUUCAUCUUCUUCAAAGUCAAGCCCUCCGUGAAGCCUGAAGACCCAGACAGCGAGGAGGGAGCGGAAUUCCUGCGAUUAAUGCAGACAGUCAAACACCAGAGCGGAUACCAGAGCUCUUCAUGGGGGAGAACAGUAGAAGAUGAAAACACCAUCGCUUGGGUAGUUGAUUGGUCCGACGCCCGAGGGGCCAGCCAUGCUAACAAGCUCUUCCCCGGCUUCAUCCAGAACGGCACCGAAGUCCUCACCCUCUACGUGACCCUCACACCCCCCAACUCGGAAACAGACGCCUUAUCCACGAACCCCGUGACUGAGAUCUGUGCCUUGUCCUUCCCGAGCUCGAUGACGCCGGAUGACUUGCUAAAGCUGAACGCGGACUUGAUUAACUUCCGCACUGCGCUCAUGGAGAGAUUGCCUCCGAGUUCUAGGCCUAAGUCGUGGGCGACGGGAUAUAUGAAUCGGCCCGGGACGCUGGAGCAUAAGGGGAGUCCUUCGGGCCAUGCGACGGUGCAUGUGUUGGCUGUUGGAUGGGAGAGUGUGGAGGCGCAUCGAGCAGCGAGGGAGACCAAGGAGUUCGCCGAGUCGAUCAAGCCCAUCAGGCAGAGGGCGCUCGCUCUGGCCCAGGGAUUAGGGAUGAAGCAUGUUACCUUCCGAAAGCUUUAG